Penaeus monodon (black tiger shrimp) is the source of this 1880-nucleotide messenger RNA. RefSeq names its product facilitated trehalose transporter Tret1-like. NCBI's taxonomy places the organism in Eukaryota, Metazoa, Arthropoda, Malacostraca, Decapoda, Penaeidae. The transcript is spliced from 3 exons. Gene Ontology annotation, cellular component: membrane. The coding region runs from base 23 to 1258 and encodes 411 amino acids. Gene Ontology annotation, biological process: transmembrane transport. Gene Ontology annotation, molecular function: transmembrane transporter activity. The record is from RefSeq and is a predicted model, not a curated record.
CACGGGCAUCUCGGGGCUGGUGAUGACCCUGAGCGUGGCGCCCCUGGUCGAGAUGACGGGCCCUCGGCGCCUCCUCCUGCUCCUGCUCCUCCCCGCCGGCCUGUUCUGGCUCCUGCAGGCCUUCGCGCCCUUCCUGUCGCUCAUGUACCUGGGGCGCCUCGGCUCGACCUUCGUCUUCACCAUUUUCAAGCCCCUGCUGCCCGCCCUCGCCACGGAGCUGAGCGAGGCGAGUGUCCGGGGCCGUCUGGUGUUCGUGCAGGCCGCGAUCUCGUCAGGGGCGCAGCUGGCCGUGUACGCGAUGGCCUCCCUCCUGCCGUGGGGCCUGACCACGGCGCUCUGCGGGCCGCCCUUCUUGCUGCUCUUCGUGGCCACGCUCUUCGUGCCCGAGUCACCAUACUGGCUCGUGCGUCAAGGGCUGACCGAGGAGGCAACAGACUCCUUGAGAAAGCUUCGAGGGGCGGACAAAGACGUCGGCGCUGAGGCAGACGAAAUCCGCAAAGGGUUGGAACAGCACACAAACACGACGAUGAUCGAUCAAAUCAAGCAGCUCUCCGCCCCCAAGCACCUUCGCCCCGUCGUGUUCCUGACGGCGGUGUUCGGCGUGCGAGAGCUCGGGGGCCAGUACGUGAUCUUCGCCUACACCGUGCACCUCUUCAGGAAGGCCGGCGUGGCGCUGGAUGCCUUCGUGUGCACAGUCCUGGUGGGGCUGGUGAGAUUCGUGUUCACCAUCAUCGCCUCCGCCAUCGCCGACCGCUUCGGGCGCCGGCCGCUCUUCAUCUCGUCGUGUCUGGCGUGCGCCGUCGCCUACGCCGUCGGCGGGGGGUUCCUCCUGCUCGAGCUCCCGGGCACGUCGUGGGUUCCUCUCGCCUCGGUGCUGACUUACGCCGCCUCCUACAGCCUCGGCAUCGGCAUCAUGCCCUGGGUCCUGCUGGGGGAGGUCCUGCCCACUCCGGUGCGGUCCCUGGGCUCCACGAUCUGCACCUUCCACUUCUCCCUCGUCCAGUUCGUCGUCAGCUACGUCUUCCCCGCCCUGCUGCACGCGACGAGCGUGGGCGUCGUCCUCGUCAUAUUCGCCGCUGUGCACGUCGUCCUCACCGCCAUUCUCGUGCUCUUCCUGCCCGAGACUCGAGGGCGGUCGCUCAGUGAUCUCCAGGACGUGUUUGCUCCUCGAAGCCAGCAGGUCGACUCCGAGGGCGACUCUGCGAGCGAUAGUCGAGGCAAAGAGACUCCGGAAGGAAAGGAAGAAGUGAUAGAAUGAAUGGAAUUUCUUGAUGGAACUUAAUAAAAGCAUUUUCUAAAUCUUCGUGGGUGAUGUUCGUUAUGUAAAUAUUUCCCUUUUUAGGCAAUUUUCUUUAAUGUAUCGUCCUUACAUGAGAGACCCUGUGUAUGUCUAGGUUAAUAGAUCACGUCGCUAAGGAUAUUCAAAUCACAUAAUUUUUGGAAACUGAGCAUAAUUGGAACACUUCUACAGUAUUGUUAUUGAUGAAAACAUUAAUAGGAUUUCUUUUUACUUUAUGUUAUUUUCCCAUUGUCAUUAUUUACCCCAUUUUGAAGAAUAAAAAAUUCUGAGAUAUCUCUUAUUCUAAUAAACCUCACAGAUUGACAGGAAUGAAAAGGGGGCGGAGCUAAAUGACGUCAUCACAUUUAGCCAAUCAUGACAUGCCAGAUACAGCUAGAUACAUAAUUACUAUUUACUCUACGUUGACAUGAUUACCAGAAGUAAUUUUUUUUUAAAAAUCCAAUCUCUUGUAUACGAUAGCGAAGUGUUUUAUACCGUAAACAUAGCAUCAGAAUACUUUAGGGAAAACCAUCAAUUUUAUUUAUGAUUAUAUGGAUGGAUUCAUUUGAGAUCAAUAUGAUUAUGAAUUAUUUUUUAGGUA